GAUUAUUUCCUCGACAUCUACAAACUUCACACCAUGCAGUCCAGGACAUUAUUGCGAUCGCAAUGCCUGGCACUCUCACGGACGGCGACCACGAGUCUGCGAACGGCUUCACGAGACCAUGUGACCAAUGCUAGUCGGCAGCUGAGGUCCAGUCCAUCCACAUUUCCAUCGCAAAGAGCAUACGCUUCGAGUACGCGGAGUGGAUUCCCUCUUAUACCGGCCCGAUGCUCGCAUCGUUCAUACACCUCCUCGCCUCAUCGGACAUUCCACACGACCUCUGUGCGACAGCACGGCGACCUCACGCCACCUAAGCCGGGCGAGGAAAGAAAAGUGACAUUUAUCGACAAGGAUGGGCAAGAAUCGACAUUCGAGGUCGCCGAUGGCGACAACUUGUUGGACAUCGCACAAGCAAAUGAUUUGGAAAUGGAGGGUGCAUGCGGCGGGAGCUGUGCGUGCAGUACGUGUCAUGUCAUUGUGAAGGACGAGGACAUAUAUGACAAGAUGGAGGAACCAUCAGACGAUGAGAACGACAUGCUUGACCUUGCUUUCGGACUUACAGAGACGAGUCGAUUGGGAUGCCAGGUCGUGAUGAGUAAAGAAAUCGAUGGACUUGUUGUAAAGCUGCCUAGCAUGACGAGGAAUUUGCAGGCCUCGGACUUUGCAGAGAAAGAGAAGAAGGGUUGA
Zymoseptoria tritici IPO323 is the source of this 684-nucleotide messenger RNA. RefSeq lists its product as uncharacterized. Gene Ontology annotation, biological process: positive regulation of oxidoreductase activity; P450-containing electron transport chain. The transcript is spliced from 2 exons. Lineage: Eukaryota; Fungi; Ascomycota; Dothideomycetes; Mycosphaerellales; Mycosphaerellaceae. Gene Ontology annotation, cellular component: mitochondrion. Bases 34 to 684 code for a protein of 216 amino acids. Gene Ontology annotation, molecular function: 2 iron, 2 sulfur cluster binding. The record is from RefSeq and is a predicted model, not a curated record.